Messenger RNA from Nycticebus coucang (slow loris), 3137 nucleotides. It is a transcript of the gene LIG1, whose product is annotated as DNA ligase 1. Gene Ontology annotation, biological process: Okazaki fragment processing involved in mitotic DNA replication; DNA repair; DNA biosynthetic process. NCBI's taxonomy places the organism in Eukaryota, Metazoa, Chordata, Mammalia, Primates, Lorisidae. Gene Ontology annotation, cellular component: nucleus; mitochondrion. The record is from RefSeq and is a predicted model, not a curated record. Gene Ontology annotation, molecular function: DNA ligase (ATP) activity; DNA binding; ATP binding. The transcript has 28 exons. The coding region runs from base 209 to 2968 and encodes 919 amino acids.
GUGAGGCUACAGCGGCGCUGUAGAGCCCGGGCCCCGCCCCCGUCUGCCGAAGUCUGCGCGCGAAUGCCGUGGCGCGAAUUUGGGACCACAACGUAGACCCGAGCGGAACCGAGUGUGUUACCCUGGCAGCGGUGCACUGGAUCCAAGCAAGGAACAGCUGACGGGAAAGGAGAAGAACUGGACAGGAAGGGAGAAUUCUGAUGCCAAGAUGCAGCGAAGUAUCAUGUCAUUUUUCCAUCCCAAGAAAGAGGGUAAAGUGAAGAAGCCUGAGAAGGAGGCAUCCAACAGCAGCAGAGAGACGGAGCCCCCUCCAAAAACAGCACUGAAAGAGUGGAAUGGAGUGCCUGAUAAUGACUCUCCAGUGAAGAGGCCAGCAAGGAAGGCAGCCCGGGUCUUGGGCAGUGAAGAGGAGGACGAUGAAGCCCUGACUCCCACCAAAGGCCAAAAGCCUGCCCUGGACUGCCUGAAAGUCUCCCCUCCUAAUCCUGCCACAUCUCCUGAGAACAGCCCUUCCCUCUCCAAUACCUCUCCCAUGGGUGUCUCCCCAGUGGGGAUCCUGAAGCGCCGUACUGCUCGGAAGCAACUCCCGAAACGGACAAUUCAGGAUGUCCUGGAAGAGCAGAGGGAGGACAAGGACAGAGAAGCCAAGAAGAGGAAGGAGGAGAAAGGUGAAGCACUGGGAGAAGCAGAGACACCAAGAGAAAGCCUCACAGAGGCUAAAGCGGCAACAAAGAAGGAAGCAGAAGAUGGGGACCAGCCCACAACACCCCCCAAUUCCUUUGAGACCUCCAAAGCAGAGAAGCCUAAGGAAAGGGUUUCAGAGCCCAAAGUGCCCGUGAAGCAGGAAGCACAGGAGGACGAUGCUAAACUUCCCUCCAGAGCCCCCAAGACACUCAGCAGCUUCUUCAUCCCUCGGAAGCCAACUGUCAAAAAAGAGGUGGAAGAAGAGGGGCCGCGGGCUCCAGGAAAGGAGGGGACUGAGGGACCCCCGGACCCAACCAACUACAAUCCUGCCAAGAACAACUACCAUCCCAUCAAAGAUGCCUGCUGGAAACCAGGCCAGAAGGUCCCUUAUCUUGCUGUGGCCCGGACCUUUGAGAAGAUUGAGGAGGUUUCUGCUCGGCUCCGGAUAGUGGAAACACUGAGCAACUUGCUGCGCUCCGUGGUGGCUCUGUCACCCCCAGACCUCCUGCCUGUCCUCUACCUUAGCCUCAAUACCCUUGGGCCACCCCAGCAGGGCCUGGAGCUUGGUGUUGGUGAUGGCGUCCUUCUCAAGGCCGUGGCUCAGGCCACAGGUCGGCAGCUAGAAUCCAUCCGGGCUGAGGUGGCUGAGAAGGGUGAUGUUGGGCUGGUAGCCGAGAGCAGCCGUAGCACCCAGAGGCUCAUGUUGCCGCCACCCCCACUCACCGCCUCUGGGGUCUUCAGCAAGUUCCUAGACAUCGCUAGACUCACUGGCAGUGCUUCCACGACGAAGAAGAUGGACAUCAUCAAAGGUCUUUUUGUUGCCUGCCGCCACUCAGAAGCCCGAUUCAUCUCCAGGUCCCUGAGUGGACGGCUGCGCCUGGGGCUGGCAGAGCAAUCGGUGCUAGCAGCCCUUGCACAGGCUGUGAGCCUUACACCCCCAGGCCAAGAAUUCCCCCCAGCCGUGGUGGAUGCUGGGAAGGGCAAGACAGCAGAGGCCAGAAAAUCAUGGCUGGAGGACCAAGGCAUGAUCCUGAAGCAGACGUUUUGUGAGGUGCCUGACCUGGACCAAAUUGUCCCUGUGCUGCUGGAGCAUGGCCUGGAACGUCUCCCGGAGCACUGCAGGCUGAGCCCAGGCAUCCCCUUGAAACCGAUGUUGGCACAUCCCACUCGAAGUGUCAGUGAGGUCCUGAAACGCUUUGAUGAGGCAGCUUUCACUUGCGAGUACAAAUACGAUGGGCAGAGGGCACAGAUCCAUGUUCUGGAAGGCGGGGAGGUGAAGAUCUUCAGCAGGAAUCAGGAGGAUAACACUGGGAAGUACCCGGACGUCAUCAGCCGCAUUCCCAAGAUUAAACUCCCAUCGGUCACAUCCUUCAUCCUGGACACUGAAGCUGUGGCUUGGGACCGGGAAAAGAAGCAGAUCCAGCCAUUCCAAGUGCUCACCACUCGCAAACGGAAGGAGGUGGAUGCAUCAGAGAUCCAGGUGCAGGUGUGUUUAUACGCCUUCGACCUCAUCUACCUCAAUGGACAGUCCCUGGUACGUGAGCCUCUUUCCCGACGCCGGCAGCUGCUCCGAGAUAACUUUGUAGAAAUAGAGGGUGAAUUUGUCUUCGCUACGUCCCUGGACACCAAGGACACUGAGCAGAUUGCCGAGUUUCUGGAGCAGUCUGUGAAAGACUCCUGCGAGGGGCUGAUGGUGAAGACCCUGGAUGUUGAUGCCACCUAUGAGAUUGCCAAGAGAUCACACAACUGGCUGAAGCUGAAGAAGGACUACCUCGAUGGUGUGGGUGACACUCUGGACCUUGUGGUGAUCGGCGCCUACCUGGGCCGAGGGAAGCGGGCUGGCCGGUACGGGGGCUUCCUGCUGGCCUCCUACGACCAGGACAGUGAGGAGCUGCAGGCUAUAUGCAAGCUUGGAACUGGCUUCAGUGACGAGGAGCUGGAGGAGCAUUACCAGAAGCUUCAGACCCUGGUGCUGCCUACACCCCGCUCCUACGUGCGCAUAGAUGGUGCCGUGGCUCCCGACCACUGGCUGGACCCCAGCACCGUGUGGGAGGUGAAGUGUGGAGAUCUCUCCCUCUCCCCCAUCUAUCCCGCUGCCCGGGGCUUGGUGGAUAGUGAGAAGGGCAUCUCCCUUCGCUUCCCUCGGUUUAUUCGAGUCCGUGAAGACAAGCAGCCAGAGGAGGCCACCACCAGUACCCAGGUGGCCUAUUUGUACCGGAAGCAAAGUCAGAUUCAGAAUCAACUGGGCGAGGACUCAGACUCUAACCUUGAAGACAUAUACUAAGCCCAUGCCUUCGGGACUGAGGCAUAAGGCAAGAGGUGGAGGGAACCCAGGGAUAUUGCCUGUGCUUUUCAGCAAAUCUGGUAUUGCAAUCUGUGGUUUUAGAGAGUCAGGGGUGUGUGAACGGGGUGGUUUGGGAUUCAUCCGGUCGUUUCUUUCAAUAAAUAAUUAU